UUUGCCUUUGCCUUCACUGCAACUCUCUCUCCUCCUAUAUAUAUUCACAGUCUCACCGUCUCUCUCUCGCUUUCAAACGCUCCGCAUAAAUCCAUAUCGGAACUUUUAACCUUUUACGAUGGCUGAGGAGAGAUCGACCGGGAAGGUGCGGUGGUUCAACGACGUCAAGGGCUACGGCUUCAUCACCCCCGACGCCGGAGGCGAGGACCUCUUCGUCCACCAGUCCUCGAUCAGAUCCGACGGAUUCCGCACCGUCGCGGAGGGUGAGUCCGUCGAGUUCCUCAUCGACUUCGGCGAUGACGGCAAGACCAAGGCCAUCGAUGUGACAGGCCCUGACGGUGCGCCGUUGAUCGGUAACAAGAAGGAGAGCUUCGGUCACUCUGGUGGCCGUGGCGGAGGUGGUGGUGGUUCUGGAUUUAGCGGUGGAUGGAGAGGCGGUGACCGGAGGAAUGGGGGCGGUUCCGGUGGUGAUGGGUGCUAUAGUUGCGGCGAGCCUGGGCACAUGGCUAGAGAUUGCCGUCAGGGCAGUGGUGGUGGCGGAGCCGCUGGUGGUGGCUGUUUUACUUGCGGUGGGUAUGGCCACGUGGCAAGGGCCUGCCCUAAUGGGAGUAUCGGUGGUGGUGGAGGUGGUGGCGGAGGCGGCUGCUACAAGUGUGGUGCAUUUGGGCAUUUGGCUAGGGACUGUGCUACUGGUGGAGGAAGCGGCGGCGCUGGCGCUUGCUAUAGCUGUGGGGCUUAUGGCCACAUGGCCAGGGAUUGCAGCAGCGGUGGUGGGGAUGGCGGUGCUCGUGGAGGAGGACGAUAUGGAUUCAGCUCUGGAUCAGGUUGUUAUAACUGUGGGGAAUCAGGGCAUUUUGCUAAGGAGUGUUCUAACCCUCCUAAUGCCAAGGCUUGAAGAAAAUAAAAGAGAAGAGAGAGAGUAAUAGUAAAUAUUCUCUUGAAGAAUCUUUAGUCUUUUUUUACUAAAGCAUUAGUCUUUUGGUAAUUGGGUCUCUUAAUUUUGCGUUUUGGUGGGAUAUACAUAUGAUGGUUUUUGCAAAAGGGUUUUAAUUUCUCUGAUGGUUGAUAAGUGUUGUCGUUUGGCAAACAAGUUUUCCCCUUUUACAUACAUAUAUGUGGAGGUUCGGCUAUAGAACUAGGUGCCCUUUUCAUAUUAAUCCUUGUUAUCGAUGACUCUCGGAGCUAUUAAAUUGAAAGCCUUAUAUUUCAAGUGUUAA
Malus domestica (apple) is the source of this 1217-nucleotide messenger RNA. Its product is annotated as cold shock protein 2-like. Gene Ontology annotation, molecular function: zinc ion binding; nucleic acid binding. The record is from RefSeq and is a predicted model, not a curated record. NCBI's taxonomy places the organism in Eukaryota, Viridiplantae, Streptophyta, Magnoliopsida, Rosales, Rosaceae.